Messenger RNA from Colletotrichum higginsianum IMI 349063, 2430 nucleotides. Its product is annotated as Rxt2-like protein. Gene Ontology annotation, molecular function: S-adenosylmethionine-dependent methyltransferase activity. The coding region runs from base 1 to 2430 and encodes 809 amino acids. The transcript is spliced from 8 exons. Gene Ontology annotation, biological process: phosphatidylcholine biosynthetic process; negative regulation of silent mating-type cassette heterochromatin formation; negative regulation of rDNA heterochromatin formation. Gene Ontology annotation, cellular component: Rpd3L complex; cytosol. Lineage: Eukaryota; Fungi; Ascomycota; Sordariomycetes; Glomerellales; Glomerellaceae. The record is from RefSeq and is a predicted model, not a curated record.
AUGGCGACACAACAGAUUCUUUUUUCUGAGACGGUGGCCGCUAUGAAAAAGGCCCUCAAGCGCAAAAGCUACGAAUCUGACUCGGAUGAUGAGAUUGACCACUACGGGAAUCGCGGCCACAAGCUUAAAAAGCGUGCCCUCUUCUCCCACCAGGGCCAACUGGCGCCGCCCUCGGGCCCCGAAGUCUACAACGAAAUCAUCGACUACGCCGGACAGCAGCGCACGAUAAUCAGCCGUAACCCACCCAUCGUGGACGAAGAGGGAUACGAGAUUGACAGCGACGAUGAUGAGGAGCGCAUCCAGGAGGCUGUCUCCUCGGCCACCGAGCUCGACCCCUACGCCAACAUUCGGAUUGAGCAGAUCCUAGCUCCUUUGACUGUCUCGACCGACCUCCCCAGUCAUCCCACUCUCUCCAAACCCUUCACUGCCAAGACGUUAGACGAGAUCGCCGAGCAAAGCUGCGAAGUGCGACGCAAGGAAAACGCGUCUCUGUGGAGAGUCAGACAUCUCUUCACGAGGCUCUGCGGCGAUUACACAUGGGUGCCGUGCGGUGCGAUGGUCGGGCCCGACGAUGCUGAUCUUUACUCGACCGAUUAUGUGGAGCGCGGCUACUCGCGCAAGACGAAGGCGACUGUCGCCGGCGGACUCGACGAUGCUUCGUCCGGAACAGCGAGCGGCAAUGCGAGACUGGAGCAAGCGCCAAACGGCACGAACGGCGAAUCCUCGGGCGAUAAGCAGAGCAGCGACGGAGACAUUGCCAUGACCGAUGCAUGCUCAGACAAGGGGGAAGCCCGGAAGCAGGCGUCUGAAAAGUCAACAGAGGACACACAUACCGCUGGCGAGGCAUCGCGGCCAACGAACGGCCAGGUACCGAAGAGCUCCGCGGCCCCAAAAACAGCACAGGAGGAGAGUGUUGCCGAUAGGAAACAGAAGCAAAGGGCUGUUGACGUUGAGAUGCAUGAGGGCCAGGCGGCACCUCCAUCGCAACCUGGAGCAGAGGUAGCGGAACGCAACGGAACGCAUGCGCCGUCAAUAGCAUCGGAGACGGUGGACGAGACAUUCGUGCACCCGUUCUUCCGGCCGCCGCCCAACGCUCGGCCAGACCGGGAUGUGGGUCUUCCGGAGGCCGAGGCCGAGGAUAUCCGGCGGCUGCUCGCGCUCUACGUGCAGAAGCAGGAGGAGGUCUGCCGUGGAGCCAUGAAACUGCACGAAGGCCUCCUCAAGGCUAACCGGCUGCGCAAGACAGUACUUCAGUGGUCCAAGGCGGAGGCGCAUAGCGGAGCGAACCGGGACAUGUCGGACGGCGAGGACUGGUACGACAAGGAGGAGUGGGGACUGACGGAGGACCUCAAGAAGGGCCAGGACGACGAGGAAGAAGACACGGGUACCGUGGCCAAGAAGACUAGGAAUCGCAGGCACUUCCACGUUCUACCCCAGCCCCCUCCACUUCACUCCCAGGCUCUCUUUCCUCCCCCCGAAGGCCGCCGAAACCCCCCGCCCCGUCUGCCCGCGAAGAAAAAGAAGGUGCACCCAUGCAUUGCAGCAUUACAGCGUUAUGAUGAGACGCUAUGGCCAGGUGUCUCCACUAACAUAAAUACCUGGGGUGGAGCAGAGCUUCUGUCACAAGCAAGCAAAUGCUCUCAACUCUUCUUCCUACGCCUGUCUGUCCUCAACGCUUCUUUUCAAAAGAGCUCAGUUUUUGCCCGAGGAGGAAAACAAAAUAAAAAUAAAGACACGAAAAACUCCGAAUCGCUUCAACCCUCCGAUUCCAUCACUCUCCGGAACCCGAUCCCAAUCAUGGCGCCUGUCGAGAUCGAGAGCAAGGCCCUGGUCGACUUCAAUCAGAAGAGCUUGUUCGUUUCUGCUGCCGCCAUUGCGUUCAACCCCCUGUUCUGGAACAUCGUUGCGAGACAAGAGUACAAGAACAAGGUCCUCACAAAGCUCUUUGGCGGACGCUCCCAGACCGCCUGCUACGGCCUGGCCGUCACUAUCUUCUCUCUCGGCAUCUUCCGUGACCUCCUCUACGAACGCGCCCUUCGCUUCCAACCCGCCCACCCUCUGCUCUCGUCCGAUGCGGUGACCUAUGUCGGAUAUGCCCUCGUGGCCUGUGGCAACGUUCUCGUUCUCUCUUCGACGUGGCAGCUGGGCAUCACCGGCACCUUCCUUGGUGACUACUUCGGCAUCCUCAUGGACAGCAUUGUGACUGGCUUCCCCUUCAACAUCACCGAUGCCCCGAUGUACAAUGGCUCCACAAUGAGCUUCCUUGGCGCCGCUCUCAUCUACGGCAAGCCCGCCGGCAUCCUGCUGACCGUUUGGGUCUACAUCGUCUACCAAGUUGCCCUGAGCUACGAGAACCCCUUCACCGCCGGCAUCUAUGCCAAGAGGGACCGCGAGCGUGCCGCCGGCAAGGACACCAAGAAGGCUAGGUGA